GAAAAGGAAGCGGCUAACCAUGAAGAUCACGUUGUUGUUGUUGGCAGUAUUCGUCUGCGUGCAGUUAGCGAUCGCAGGCGUGAAUAUAGAAGCCAGAAAGGAAGCGGAUGCGUCUGCAGAAAGCUCCGGAUCGAAGAGUUCCCAAGUGGAGAAAAAGGAAGAAGCAUCGCAAAGCUCCUCGGCUUCUAAAUCGUCAAAUGAAAAAGAAAGCUCGAAAAGCGGCGGAGGCAUAGAAAUCAGUGGAAGCUCGGGAAGCGGCGAGAAAUGGAAAAACGGUGAAAGCUCGGAAAACGGCGGCAAAUGGAAUAACGGUGCAAACUCGGAAAGCGGCGAAAAAUGGAAUAACGGCGGAAAUUCGGAAAACGGCGCAAAGUGGAAUAACGGUGCAAGCUCGGAAAGCGGAGAAAAAUGGAAGAACAAUGCAAGCUCGGAAAGCGGAGAAAAAUGGAAGAACAAUGGAAGCUCGGAAAACGGCAAAAAAUGGAAUAACGGUGGAAAUUCCGAAAGUGGCGAAAAUUGGAAUAACGGUGGAAGUUCCGAAAGCGGCAAAAAUUGGAAGAACGAUGGAAGUUCGGAAAGCGGCGAAAAUUGGAAGAACGAUGGAAGCUCCGAAAGCGGCAAAAAUUGGAAGAACGGCGGAAGCUCGGAAAGCGACAAAAAUUGGAAGAACGGUGGAAGUUCGGAAAGCAGCGAAAAUUGGAAGAACGAUGGAAGCUCGGAAAGCGGAAAAAAUUGGAAGAACGGUGGAAGCUCCGAAAGCGGCAAAAAUUGGAAGAACGGCGAAAGCUCGGAGAGCGGCAAAAAUUGGAAGAACGGCGGAAGCUCGGAGAGCAACGAGAGCUGGAAAAACAGUGAAAGCGGAAAGAAAGAUGAAAGCUCGAAAAACAGCGAAAGUUGGAAGAGCAACGAAAGCUGGAAGAACGAUGGCAGCUGGAAGAGCAGUGGAGAAUCAGAAAAGUGGAAAGAUGGUGAAGUAGUGGUGGAAGGCAGCGUUAGUAUAAACUGGGCAGAUAUCAAAGAGCAGGUUAGCAACAUUGCUACAUCCUUAGAAGAGGGUGGUAACCUCAAGGCUGCAUUGAAAAUAAAGAAAGGAGAAAAGAAAAUUUCAAGUUUGGAGGAAAUCAAGGAGAAAAUCCGUGUAUUACUGAAAUGGAUUGAAGAAGGCAAAGAUACUAGCAGCCUAUUAGAUUUGAAAGAGGGUAGCAAGGAUAUUGCGUCGUUGGAAAAAAUCAAAGAAAAGAUCCUUUUGAUCGUUAAGUUAGUGAAUGAAGGAAAAGACACUAGUGGUCUUUUAGAUUUAGAAGCGAGUGGCAAAGUAAUUCUAGAAUUGCAAAGCGCCAUAGAAGAGGUUCUCGCAAAGUCAGAAAAGAUAACUAAAGUAUCUGAAGCUCUUUCCGGUUUACUAAAAAGCAAAACUGUCUCGGACAUAAAACCGCUUCAAGCAGUAAUUCCUUUAAUCCUUGAAUUGCAAAAAUCAGGCGUUAAUCUUAGUACUUUAAACAAGUGGUCCGCCACUAGCGUAAGUGCUAUAGACAUAGAACGCGUCACGAAAACCGUUCCAGUGCUCCUUCAAUCCAUGAAAGGAGGCGUAGAUGUUCAGAGCCUUUUGAGUGCGAAAGGUGCAAAGAAACUUGGCAUUAGUGCUUUGGAUUUGCAGGCUGUUCAAGGAGCUCUCGGCGUGAUUGGAAAACUAAGUUCAGGUGGUGCGUUGAACCUAAAUGGCUUGUUGAACUUGAAAGGUGGCGGUAGUGUGUUAGACGCAGGAAAGGUCGGAGGAUUAAUUUCUUUACCGAAACUUUAAGAGAUAAACCGAUAAAGGCAGAUAUACUCUCGGAAUAUUUUUUUUGGAAGUUGAAUAGUCCGUAAAACAAUUAUUUCUGAUUAUUAUAAUUUAGCCUAAAAUAUUAAAUAAAAUGGAGAAAUAUAUGAGAAAUAAGGUUCAAGUAUAUAAAUAAUAAGUUUUAAUUUAUAUGUAAUGUGUUGGGAAGAAAUUUCUCUAAUAACAAGUUGAAUCUAUAAUUUAUCGAUAUAUUGUAAACACGGAACUUGUACUUGUUCAAAGAAAAUUCUAAUAUAAUACAGAAGAAUUAAGCA
Messenger RNA from Bombus impatiens (common eastern bumble bee), 2094 nucleotides. RefSeq lists its product as uncharacterized. The record is from RefSeq and is a predicted model, not a curated record. The transcript is spliced from 2 exons. Bases 20 to 1801 code for a protein of 593 amino acids. NCBI's taxonomy places the organism in Eukaryota, Metazoa, Arthropoda, Insecta, Hymenoptera, Apidae.